GGUAAGUGAACGUGAAUUCUGUACUCUGUCAUUUAAAAUAGACUUAUUUUUGCUAUUUUCGUAUGGGCAAAAUACAACUUUCAACGUAAAAUGUCGCAUAAGAUCUAGAAGAAAACAGUGUUUUAUUUCCCCUCUCAUUCAGUGAGCGGUAGACCUUAGGACAAAGUAAUUUCAUCCCGGAGAUUGAAGUCAACAGGCCAAAAAUUGUUUGGGUGCAAAAAAUCUCUCAGUCUGUCAGAAUUAACCUCCAGAUAAAAUUAAAAAGACUCUAAAAUGUACAUGUUUCCUGUAGUUAUAGUUGAAAAUGUCCGCUAAAAAUUGACUCUUUAAAUUCGUCUUCAAGAUGUGAGCGCGGAUGAAAGAAAGGCUAUAAUACAGCAGAGACUAUCAUCUGAUGAUGUUAGCAUGCUAAACCUACAGUCAACGGGCCUAUGAGUAAAUACAAAUAAUAUCGCACUGUAUUUAAAGAACUUAUCUAAUUAACGUUAAUAGAUUAUGUAAUAUUCUUAUUCAUAAUAACCAUUAUUUGUUUUCUAUACAAGUUUUUAUUACAUUGGAAUUGAUUGUAUGUGGCUGUGUUUCAAAACCUAGUUAACUGACUAUUUAGACAGCAUUUGGAACGCGCGUAUGGCGUCAGAAUUGCUGUCUAGGUAGGCAGCUUGUGUACUUUUGAAAUAACUCCACCAUCCACUUUCGGAAUCGCAGUUGCUAAAGCGCCGUUUUUGUCUUGAAUUUGACUUUUGUUGUUGUUGUUAGUCCCCCCCCCCCCCCCCUUUAAUUUAUUUACAUCUAAUGAUCUAUUAAGAUUAACUUACGUACGUAAAUACUUUAAAAUCUCUUUUUAUUGUUUUCCCGAGAUCUGAUAGUGACAGACUAACGACGUGUUUACAGUACGUUGGCUCUAUUUUAUGUAACGAAUGUUUUUGGUUUGAUAUUUAAACCUCAAAAUAUAAAGUUUAAACAUUUUCGAGAGGGAUUAAAAGUGUAAAACACCUGUCCAAAGCGAUUUUAUGUCAUUCAGACUUAAUAUUUAAAAAUGUAUCCAACACCUUGUCUAUAAAUGGAAAUGCUAACAGUUUUGUUUUUGUUACAGACUGCAGGUUGAACCACUGUCUUGUUCGUUUCGGAGUCUACAAGUCACAUUUGGAUUAAUAAUGGAAGUCCCAAAAAAACAUCAGAUCAAACGGAACACAGUCAUUUCUAAGGCUGCCCCCUGGCACAGUGGUAGGUGGGUGGUGUGGAGCUGGCCUCGGCACCGGGAGAGGCCCCCUCGCCCGCCCCCUCCCAGUGCUGCAUGGCUGCAAUGGCGCCCGCUCUGACCGACGCUCCGGCCGAAGCUCACCGCAUACGCUUCAAACUGGCUCCGUCCUCCUCCACCCUCUCCCCGAGUGGCGUGGAGGGAAGCGGCACCGGAAACCACAUCCUCGUGUCCAGUAACGGUGCCGUCAAGCGCAAGGCCUCGGAGGAGCGCCCCUCUCGCGGGGCCGGGCCCUGCAAGCCCAUUGUAACCUCAUAUCACUGUUCAGAUGUGUCCUCGGCAAAAGAGUCCCUGAAGCUGCAAGGUGUUCUUCUGCAGACGCACAGCAUACUGCCAAGCCUCAUACCACGCAAGCACCAGGCUUUAGAUCUCUGCGAGGAGCAGCCAAAGAGCAUCAUGAGUGCCAGUGGAGGAGGUGGACCAUGUGGGCCGCCCACCGUGCAAGGCGCCACUGUCAAUGGCAUAGCAAAGAAAGUGACUAAACUGACUGACCAAGACAAUGCGGUGACCUUAAAUGGUGGCCAAUAUACCAUCGAGCAGGAUUUGUCAAAUCAGACUGAAGUUGUCAAUUCUACCAGAGGACUGACAAGUAACGGUCCUCUUCGAGAAGGUGUGGAGCAGCACCAGCCGCCAACAGCUGAGUCCCAGAACUGUCCCAGUAAUGGAGAACCUCCCUCAACAUCCCUCACCUCCAUCGCACCUUUUACAGAAGACAAAAUCUCGGACUGUCCGCCGUUAGGCAGUGAAGAUACGUUAGCACUCUUACUCGCUGCCCACCAAGAUCCAUUAAUUGGUCUUGGAGUGGAGCUAAGUGACCGUACUCAGCACAGCCAGAGCAGACAAGGGGAGAUCGAGUCGCGGCUACGGCGAUUACGCAAACGGCUUCAGGUGGUGCAGGCCAAGCAGGUAGAGCGGCACGUGCAACAACAGUUAGGCGGACUACUAAAGAGCACUUUGGGUGCUCUGAAUGCCAGGCGGCCGAGGGGGCGUUACGGCGAUGACUCACUCACCCCUCAGGAAAGGGAUGGACUAAGACGUUUCCUGAAGAGUGGAUCCAUGCCGGCUGAGUUGGAGCAACUGUCCUUGAGCUGCACAACCAACCUGCAUUCCACCGAAUGCGCGUUCGAUUCUGACGCCACAGAAAGCAGCUCAGGAGGAGAAACUGAUGUAGAGGAGGAUGAACUGGCUCGGGUCGACAUCGAGCAACGCCACAUUCCUCUAUGUAGGAGAGCAGAAGGCCGUUAUGCUGUUGACCGAGCUGCCAUCAUCAGUCACUGGAACUGGCUGCAGGCCCAGGUUUCAGAUCUGGAGUACCGUAUACGCCAACAGACCGACAUUUACAGACAAAUCCGCUCCAGCAAGGGCUGUGUUGCACUUGGGGAGAGCUCCGUGUGUGAGUCAGUGCCAGAGGACAACAGUGACUCAAGGACAGAGACCAUUACCUGCCCUGUCCCACGGGAGCUUGAUACUGGUGAAGUGGAAACAUCUGUAUCAUCUAAUGGUAUCGUCACAGAAACUGACUUGAGGAAAAGCUGUGGACCUGUGAAACAAGUCAAUGGUGUUAUCAACAGCUUACUGCCCAGUUCCCCUGUCACCUUGGACCCAGACGAGCAGAGCCGCUCCGAGUCCCAGCAGAAGCUGGAGACGGGCCCUCAGGCUUCUCCUGCACCAGACAGCACAUGUGUUGCGGCCCGCACGCGUCCGCUGCUCUCAUGCAGGAAGCGCAGAGUCCUCCGGCCCGGCUCGCUCACCAGUCUCAAUCGUAAGGCUCAGAGGUCAGUGGCUCCUCGCUGUGGCUGUGAGCUGAAUGCUCAGUGUGUGAUGUGCAGUGGACGUGCUCUUCCUCCUGCAGACACCCAGCACCAGCUCCCUCUACUGGACAGACUGGCACAGUUCGACCCCUGCAUUCACCCCAUCCUCUCAUUUACAGACGAUGUGAUGAUGAAUCUCCAUAUGCAGCGUGUGCUGAAGGGACACUGGCAGAAUCGUCCUCUGGAUAAGAUCAAGCCCAUCAAGAAGAUCUCGCUCAAGCACAAGUUGUGUAUGGGGAGCCGCAUCUCAGACCCGUCAUCCAAAGACCGACACAAGCUCGCCAACUCUCUCCUCUCCACAGUCCGUUUGUCGCAUCCUAAGGUGCGCUCAGAGAAGGUCUUUCAGCAGCAGUUAGACAUCCCAAUCAGUGCCAGUAAACAUGACUCUCGCCAGCCUUUCGGCCGGAGCAGUUCUUUUGACAGGACUCACGGCCGAAAGAGACCUCGUGAACCCUCGCUGGACCGUGCUGAAAAUGCUCCAAAGUUGAAUAUGGACAUGGGGAGUCCGUGCCCCUCUCUGUCUGCUCUCAACACACCCACCCACAGUCCUCUGAUGAGACAGCCGUCAAUAUCCGAGACCUACACACCCCUCCACCUCAACAGCAGCGCUGCCACUAUUCGCCGACGGAGAGGAGAGAGCCCCUUCGACAUCAAUAACAUCGUCAUCCCCAUGUCUGUGGCCGCCACCACCCGCGUGGAGAAACUACAGUACAAAGAGAUCCUUACCCCGAGUUGGCGAGAAGUGGACAUUUUUGCAAAACCAAUAUCUGAAGAGGAUGAUGCUGUGGAGAUCGAGGAUCUCUCUGACGUCACGUUCUCUCAGCUUCACCUUCCGUGUGAGGAGCAGGAGCGCUCUCGCUGGAGUUGGACUGCCAGCAACAUCGCAAAGAGAAGAGGCAGCAGGUCAUACAAGUCUGUGGACGGAAGGACAACCCCGUUGAUGUUCGGCACAAACCCCUCCACACCGCAGCCCUCGUCUCCAGACACGCCCCAUUUCCACAUGCUGCAUGAUUACAACUCGGUGACAUCUCCCUCCAGCCCCGUCAGUCCAGAGAUGCUGAUGCUGUCCGGCCUCCACACACCCGGCUCCAGAGACUCGCAGCGGCUGCAGUCCAACGAGGACACGCGCUGCUCCACCCCAGAUACCUACGAGGAAAUGGCUCCCCAGCCGGUUCAGCCGUGGGAAUGCCGGACCUUUCCCCUGGAUGUGGAUCCGCAGCAGGAGAGCGAAACCCUACACAGUCCAGCCGGCGAGAGGCCCUGUAGGACCAUUCGACGGGUGUCCGGGUGCAGGUCGUCCAAGUCGGAGUCUGACGCUGGGCCUCCGUCACCUCUCGAUGAUGACUGCGCCAAGCAAAAACAAAGCAACCCACCCAAACCUACUCACCGAUGAAGCCUAGACUCUGCCCACCCAACGAACCCCCGCCCACCAGCUUUCACCAACUCCUGAAACAGCAGCAGCAUAGAUGGAAAAAAAUAACCAACGACGAAACGAAUGAAAGACCCUGUUGUUUGAUAUUCAAACAUCAGUUAAUUCUUUCACGCUUUUUAGUGAAUUGUAUGGAGAUGCAUAUGAAGACUUGUUUUAAUUCAGUCUCGCUUUUGGGUCACUGGAGAAAAAAAGUGUAUUAAAUUAAAUUAGCUUGAGGGCUAAACCAAAAUAAGCAGCGCCGAAACGUAUCGUAUGUAACAGAAGAGCACUUCCCCCUUAGCAUGCUGUCGUACUGAGGGGCUCAGCUUGCAUUGUGUGUGGCACCUUUCCAGAUUUUUCCAAUAUUUUCCAAUUCUAAACUUACUCCUUUAGAUUUGAAGUUUAUACUGGAGUGAUAAAACGCAAAAAUCAAGUCAAUGAUAGUGAUUGCAAGAGACAAAGUGUGUGAAAGCACUUCGAAUUCUUUUUCUCUACACAUUCCCUGCCUAUUAUUUUAAACAGACAAACUUGCCCGAGAAGUGCAUGAAUUCCACUUCCUGGUUUCAUUUCAGUCCUACAUUCUCGUUAAUAGCGCGGUUUGUCUGUGGCCCACUUCUGUCAAAGUGACGGAGAGAGAGCAGGUGCCAGAAAACCAAACUGCUCUCAUGCACCUUUUAAACGCCACUGUCUGUUUGAUUAGAGCACUUAAUUGGUCUCUUGCACGACACGAUUGCCAGUAAACCUGAAUAAACGCACAGGAUGUGAACAUUUGAGACAAGAUUGCACUCUGUAGCUUAGCAUCGUGGAACAAAAUGGCUCUUUCUCGUGUGGGCCUGCAUUAGUGUGAAUUUUAAAGCACUUGACGUUGCUGUGCAUGAUCGGGUUAGUCCAGAAAACGUUGAGUCACUCCAAUAUAAACUGAAAUUUGGUGCCACUUGACCUUGAUUUCGUCCGAACCCUAUAUAAAAGAGCUCUUCAUUGAUUGGUCAGGUCUAAACUCUUUGUUUAAUAACACAAUCUGCAGUAGCUACAGCCAUCAUCGAAUCCCGUAACUUGAUGUUCGAGUAAUAAUGUCAGCUGGAGUGCUUGAUAGAAAAGGACUUGGCAAAUUUUCAUUCGUUGGCUCCUCUGUUGCUGGCGGUCACAGCCCCGGUUUUUUUAAUUUCUGUUAGCUCCCCAGUCAGUGAGUCACUGCUUGCUACUCCUUCCUGUUAUUUGAACUAAUACGAAUGUACAAGUCUAAUAGCGGACACCAGUUACUUAAGAUUUUUAUAAGUAGCUUCUCUGUAUCUGUCGUCACACGUUUCUAGCUAUUGUAGCCAUUUGUUCUUGUUUAAGGGAUGUCAUGUAAACCAGAAAUCCUUAAUAUAUUCCUUUUAUCUCACUGGAGUGUAUCAGCGUUCAUAGCGUCAGAGAAAUCUCAUCUGUUGAGGUUGUGUGGCAAAUCAUAAGGGGACCAUCUACGACUGUCCCAUUCAUUCUUAAUAUCAUUAAUUAUGGUUUUAUGUCUCUCUCUCUGUGGGGGUCUGUGUACUUAUCAGGCAAAUGUACCUUAAGGUUUGACAAGCUUUCGAAAGCCAAUAUUGUAUCGUGUGAGUUAUUUUCAUACUUUGAAUUUCCAGUGUGGGGAAUGAGGGUUGGGUGAGUCUGGUGUAUACUUUAGCAUGUGAUAGUUUGUACAAAACGACAACAACAACAAAAAAGUUUAUUUUGUACAUACCUUGUUUGAUUCUUUACUGUGUUUGAUGUUCAGGCUGUAGCUGUCCUGAUUGUUUAGGGAGAAGACACACGAAUAUUUAACUUUCUUUAUGGAGAGGCAACAAAAAAGAAAAAAAGUUUAUGGAUGAUUGGCAAAUAUCUGACAGACAGGCAACAGUUUGUGCUUCUCAAAUUAAAAGUGAAUUAUAUUGUA
This is a messenger RNA of Carassius gibelio (silver crucian carp), 6392 nucleotides long. RefSeq names its product KAT8 regulatory NSL complex subunit 1. The transcript has 15 exons. Gene Ontology annotation, molecular function: histone acetyltransferase binding. Gene Ontology annotation, cellular component: NSL complex. The coding region runs from base 1295 to 4462 and encodes 1055 amino acids. The record is from RefSeq and is a predicted model, not a curated record. NCBI's taxonomy places the organism in Eukaryota, Metazoa, Chordata, Actinopteri, Cypriniformes, Cyprinidae.